AUGGCACCGAGAGAUCCGAGAGCCAACAAGCAAAGGGGAGGGAGCAUCUCCCAAUCCAGCCAACCAGCCCCGACAACACAGGAAAGCAUCGAGGUAAACACAACAGAGAAGGUUAGAUCAAAGGUUGUAGCAGGUCGAACAGAGAAGCCAAAGGCCAAGCCUCAAGAUGCUCGGACCCAUGAAGCCAACCAGGAGCGGGCCUAUGUCGCGGCAUCACGCCGCUCAGACCGCAGUCUCGAGGCCCGUAUCCAUUCGGCUAGGUUGGCGUCUGAAAUCCACAAGAAGCGUACCGGCAAGGGCUUCAAGAUCACCACUGAGGCUGUGUUGAACGACGCCAUGUACGAGGAGGAAGAGGAACCCAGAACAGCCCGGCUACCAUAUGCCGCCGCCAACUUUCAGGAUUAUGCCUUGGAGCAGCAUUACCAGAGGGUCGAUGCCCAAUUUGCAGCAGCCUUUCCAACUCUAAACCGACCGCCGGCGAUGCCCCUUGUCCCACAGUACAUGUCCAUGCCCCAGCAGCCGCGAACAAUGUCGACCAUGACCAUCAGCUCAGCUCCCUCUUACGGUCUUCCGCCAACCCAUGGCAUGCAGCAGUUCCACGAGAGGACACAGUCGGCCCCAAACGUCCCUUUAGUAUCAGCAAACUCGGGAAACUCAACAAACUCUGAUAUGCCUCAAGGCCUUGGACAGAGGACACAGUCACUUUCUGCUGUCCUACCCAGAUCGACCAGCUCGCCAUCCAUGUCUGUCUCCGACCGCCCUGCCGGUCCUCACACAAGAAACUCGUCCAUGUCCGAGACCUCGACACCUCCAGCUCUCACACCAAGCGUCGGCGAUGGCACACCUCCGCUAUCGGGACUUCUCACCCCAACCUUUGGCCAAGAUAACUUCGACAACUCUACGUUGAUGCAGCGUCGUUAUCGACAGUCCUCGGUUGCCUCAACCAGAUCCAAUGCCCCUCUUACUCCCCAGUCAGAAAUGUCCGUAAUGUCGACGACGCAGCCAGGCCACCUCGCUGCUCCCCCGAAAUCUUCCACGGCGGUUGUAAACCAGAUGGUUAGCGAGCCUCAGUUCUAUCCCAAUUAUGUCGAUGGUUCUUCUGAGCAUUUCGAUGACAUGUAUAACAGCCUGUCACAGCAGCCCCUUGAUCCGGACGAGUCAGGCUCGUCAUACUCGCAAUCUGCACAACAAAACGAAGGCACACCUAUUUUCUUUCAAAUACAGGCAGAGAAGUCCAGGGAAUACGAUACUGAGCCUGAUCCACUGUUGAAUAACGACCACGACACAUUUGUGGAUUGGAACGGUGGCGGCGUGUGA
Sordaria macrospora k-hell is the source of this 1317-nucleotide messenger RNA. RefSeq lists its product as uncharacterized. The record is from RefSeq and is a predicted model, not a curated record. NCBI's taxonomy places the organism in Eukaryota, Fungi, Ascomycota, Sordariomycetes, Sordariales, Sordariaceae.